ACGACAUGUGGCAAGCACCGGACGAACAAGCGUGAGGCGUCUGUCCAAACGCAGAGCCGCAACAACAUCCCAAUCAUUCGUCUCUCUCAGCUGCUGACAGACCGCGUCGUUUGCCUUCUGCCUGUGGCGCUUGCUCUGAUACAGACAGCUGUCAAUCUCAUCGGCGCAGCGGGUCUACACCAUCUCGCACACCAACAUGGCUACAACGCAAUCUCCCGAAGCCAAAGAGCUCGCUCUUGUAGGCAAAGUCGAGAUGCGCAUUGCGCUGGCAGAUUCAGAAAGGAAGCUCGAAGAUUUGUUGAAAGUCUACCUCGCCCCGCUACUGCUCAAGCUCGGCUCUGAGUACGUAGCUGUGAGGAACAAGGUCAUAUCUAUUUGCCAGCAUAUCAACACCCGCAUCAAGUCACAAGAUCUCAAGCUUCCGGUAGCCGCUUUAUUGAAGCAGUACAAGGACAACGCAGAUGUUGCCCUGAUCCGCCACUUCGACAUUCUGUACAUCCAGCAGGGUAUUUCUCGGCUGCCAGUAUCCGAUAGGCUGGAGCUCUUACCCAUUUUGAUUCAAGGGAUAUCGACCGACUACGAGAAGUCAGCUCAACAUGCUUCACAGUUAUUCCAUCUGAUCCUGCGGCUGCUUGUCCAUUUCAAGCUCCCAGCCAGAGGGACAAAGGAAGACACCGAAUUGAGGACCAAGCUAAGCGUCACAGACGCAGAUGCCGCGUUCUUGUCAAGAUGGUUCGGCAAGCUCAUCCUGUUGACACUUGUGCGACAGAGCACCCCAGAGGCUGUUAGCACCACAAAAUGCCCCGGUCUCUCCGUCGAGGAGUACAAGUUCCUGACACAGCAGGGCAAGCCAGAUGCUUGGGAUCCUAGCUCUGACGCAGGACUCAGCCUGACAGAAACCAAGGCUUUGGUCACGCGCUUACUGGCGAGUGGCAUGUUCGUGGACGAUGAGAAGUUUCUUCCAGCAUUAUUCGCAUCAGCUGACACAAAUUCUCGAAUCUCGGAAGUUGGCGAAGACAUUCUGAAGCGUGUCAUGCUCACUCAAGAUCUGGAAGAUGCGGAAUUCGUGGAAGCACUCUUCGAACUUUACUUCGGCUCUGCAUCGCCUGACGGAGCGUCGCCAGUGAAGACUCCUCUGCGAAUAAGGAUAUUGAGUGUGCUAUCAAAGUCGGUCACAUGCAUAACUUAUCCGCACAAGAUUGCCAAGAUCGUCGAAGAUGGUCUCCUUUCAGCAGAGCUGAACCCGACGAACAAGACUACCGGUCGGGAGGCGUCUAAGUUUCGGUCUACAAUUUUCUCGCUUGUCAACUUCGUUGCGCGCCGUGGCGCAUCAUCUGACUUGUCUGCAGUCGCUGUCAGUCUUGUGGGCAACCUUCGCGCUUUCAUUCAGGAUCAAGGGUGGCCAGCUGCGGAUCGCGAUCAAGAUACGGAACUUCGCGGUUACGGCUAUGAAACAAUAGGUCUUUUGGCAAAAGCUGCACCAGAGAAGAUCCUUAUCGAGCCAACAUUAGACUUACUCGAGUGGCUAUUCCGUUCUUUACGGGAAGAUUCGGCUGGCAAGGACGUGGCCGUAAGCAUAGAGGAAGCGCUGUCAUCUGUGCUAGGCGCCUUUGCUAAGCCCUUCGACGAAUCGGUCAUGCCGAGAUUCAGGCAGAUUUUGUUACGGUAUGCUACCGUCGACCAGAUCAACACACCCGCAUCUGCCCACUUCACAAGAAGUACGCGAUAUGUCGCCACAAGAUAUGCAAAUCGGUGUCUUCCGUAUGAAGACGUCUUAGCAAGGUGGGUCGAUAUCCUCGCUGUGAGCGGAGGUUCUGCGGAACGACACGAAGUCGUGGAAGAAGGGCGACGAGGCCUGGACCCGUACUGGUUCCAAAUGUCGAACAUGGCACCUGAGAUCGGCCAAGAACAGCGAAAACUUCAAUUUCCUGACUUUGACAAGCUCGUCAAUUUUGUCUUCGCUCAAGAGGGCGAGGAUGAGGAUGUCAUGGAUCUCGAAGGCCCGAGUGAUGUUCUCACACAGGUUCAGCGCUUUUGCCAGCAUUAUCCGGAUGCAUUACCGACGGUCAUCGGCUUUUGCUCACAGGUCGCUUUGCAGUCCGCUCUCGUCAACAAGAGCAUCAGCGAUGAUAUCUCGGAGGACUGGGGACGUAAGCUUGACACUCUGAUGUCGACAGACCAACGUGCCAGGCAGGCUUUCCGGGCCUUUGCGGCGAACGAUGCACAUGGUCGCUCCAUCGCUGCAAUCAUCCGGGCCAGUUUCGAUAGGCUUACUCAAGAUGAUGUGAGCGAUGUAGGUGACAUUGGGAGCACGAUGGUACGGCUACUAUCGCUGUGUCCGCAGCGAUACUGGGCGCUUGCACAUCUCAUUCAAGACUUCCGUGCCUUAGAGCCCUCGAUCUUUUCGAACAACCCCGGGCGCCGGCUCGCUGCUGCUCACACUUAUGGUCUUCUAGCAUCCCAUCCUGAUUGCGACACAACAGCAAUCUGCACAUCGCAAAACUGGUUCUUCGAAAAACUUGGCACCUGGAAGUCGGCUGUUGGUGCGGACAUUAACCAGAUCAGCGGCAUCGUCAUUGCACUCGGAUACUACUUCAGUAGAGUGCAUUGGAGAGGAAGCAAAUCAGCAAGUGACCUUCCAGAAGACCACCCCGUCCAUCAGCUACUGCAGACUUUGGUGGAGGUGCUCAAAGAAACACGAGACGCGACACUGAAGUCUGCAGCAUUCCUGUGCAUCGAUCAGCUCUGCCUUUUCCACGUCAUCUCACCUUCGACCAUCGCGAAAUAUGCCAAGAUUGAGGACAUCGCUACACAAAUUUACGAGUCGGCAAAGACAGGUACUAUCAGCGCCAUUCUGGCUCUGGGUCACCUGUCGAUGGUCACCGAAGAAAAAGAAGAGACCGAAGAAGGAUCGGACUACAAGCUCAUCGGUGACAAACUAUACGAGCUCCACGAGGUCCGCCAACCAGAAGUACAGUUCUCCGUUGGUGAAGCGCUGAGUUGCUUUGCGAUUGGCUGGGGCUCAAAGGCCCUGAUCGCUGAGCUUGAUAUUGUACAUCCAGAACAGCCAGAUGAUCCGUGGGAUGCACCAUUACGAACAUCCAGCGGACCGGCACGCGACAAGACUUUCACGGCUGUCCUCGAGAAGACAUUGAAGGGCUGCGUGCAAACCAAGCCUGCGUUGAAGAAGGCAUCUGUGAUCUGGCUGCUUUGUCUGCUUCAAUAUUGCGGCCACAAACCAGAGAUGCAGGGCUACCUCAGCCAGUGUCAGGUCGCCUUCAAGAAUUGUCUUUCUGACCGCGACGAAGUGGUGCAGGAAGCCGCGUCACGCGGUCUCGGUCUUGUCUAUGAAAAGGGAGACCGUGAGCUCAAGGAUGAUCUCGUUCGUGAUCUUGUUGGCUCAUUCUCUGACAACAAGUCGAAGAUGGCAGGCACAGUGUCUGAAGACACUCAACUAUUCGAGCCCGGCGCGUUGCCCACAGGUGAUGGCAAGUCUAUCACGACGUACAAGGACAUCAUGAGCCUUGCCGCUGAAGUCGGCGACUCUAGUCUCGUAUACCGCUUCAUGUCAAUGGCGUCCAACAAUUCCAUCUGGUCUAGCAGGGCUGCAUUUGGCCGCUUCGGUCUGAGCAACAUCUUCUCAGACUCGAGUGUUGAUGGCUAUCUGGCGCAAAACCCAAAGCUUUACCCAAAGCUUUACCGUUAUAGGUUCGAUCCGAACCCUAACGUCCAGCGUUCCAUGAACGACAUCUGGAACGCUCUGGUAAAAGACUCUUCGGCAACAAUCGACAAGCAUUUCGACGCAAUCAUGGAUGACUUGCUCGUUAGCAUUCUAGGUAAAGAGUGGCGUGUACGACAAGCUGCAUGUGCUGCUGUUGCAGACCUCAUUCAAGGACGCGGCAUUGACAAGUACGAGAAGUAUCUGUCCUCGGUCUGGGACAAAUGUUUCAAGGUACUCGAUGACAUCAAGGAAACUGUCCGUGUGGCUGCUGCGUCUCUCGCUCGCGUGCUGACUGCGAUCCUCACGCGCUCGCUAGAAGCUGGCGACGCUUCUCUGAAGACAGCCAACGCUCAGCUAGUCCAGGUUUUGCCUUUCUUGUUCUCUACAAACGGCCUUGAAUCAUCGGCCGAGGAAGUGCGUAUGUUCUCUGUGCAUACACUUCUCCAGAUCGUGAAGAAGGCCAACGCCAAAACGCUCAACCACCAUGUCCCCGAGCUCGUCGAGCGCCUACUCGGUCUACUCAGCAGCCUCGAGCCGGAAGCAGUGAACUACAUCCACCUCAACGCCUCCAAGUACAAUCUCACCGCCCAAAAGAUUGACGACAUGCGCCUCGCAUCCGUGCGCUCGUCCCCGCUCACCGAAUCAAUCGAGCGUUGUCUCGACCUCGCUGACGCAGACACGAUGAAAGCAUUGGUCCCGCGCCUCGAAGUCGCUAUGAAAUCCGCCGUCGGCCUGCCCUCCAAGGUGGGAUGUAGCCGCAUCCUGGUCACACUCGCGACACGGCAUCGCUUCAUCUUUAGCCCCUACGCUGAUCACUUCCUCAAGCUGAUCCACAAGCACAUCCACGACCGCAACGAGACUGUUUCGUCCAGCUAUGCCGCAGCAUCUGGCUACGUCGCGCGCCUAGCGUCGGACAAACAACUACUCUCCACCAUUGCGUUCGCCAAGAAACAGUACUUCGAGACCGAAGAGGGCUCAGACCGCGCACGUCUGCUCGCUGGCGACAUGAUUCAUGCUAUUAGCCAGUAUGCCACGGACCGCUUUGCCUCGCUUGCGGCAGAGCUGCUGCCAUUUGUGUUUCUCGCCAAGCACGACGGCGAGGAGAAUGUGCGCAAGGCGUUCACGGAGACGUGGGACGAGCAUGUAGCUGGUAGUCGCAGCGUGGCGCUCUACCUCUCUGAGAUCCUGGCGUUGUGCAACGAGCACCUCGAGUCUCGACAGUGGGCGAUCAAACACACGGCUGCGAAGGCAGUUGCUAACGCCGUGCUGAGCAUCACGUCUGCGGUUGGCAGCGAGAUUCUGGAUAAGAGUAGUGCGGAGAGGAUUUGGCCGGUGCUGGAUAAGGCGCUUAGUGGGAAGAGCUGGGAGGGGAAGGAGAUCGUGCUUGAUGCUUUUGUUAGAUUUGUGGAGCGUGGAGAGGCGUGGUGGAAGGAAGAGGAGAAGGGCGCGAGGGUGAAGGAGUUGGAGAAGGUGGCUGUCAGGGAGGCGAAGAGGAAGGAGGGUGCUAAUGAAAAGGUUGUUCAGCCUGCACUGGAUAAAUUGAAGAAGCAUUCGGGAAGCUCGUAGAGAGUGUAUGCAGGCCUCUAGAUAGAAUGUGCGAAUCGAUUCGCUUGAUUUCAC
This is a messenger RNA of Didymella exigua CBS 183.55, 5341 nucleotides long. Its product is annotated as major component of the proteasome. The record is from RefSeq and is a predicted model, not a curated record. The transcript is spliced from 5 exons. Gene Ontology annotation, biological process: proteasome assembly. Gene Ontology annotation, molecular function: molecular adaptor activity. Bases 197 to 5287 code for a protein of 1696 amino acids. Lineage: Eukaryota; Fungi; Ascomycota; Dothideomycetes; Pleosporales; Didymellaceae. Gene Ontology annotation, cellular component: cytoplasm; nucleus.